Messenger RNA from Penicillium crustosum, 2610 nucleotides. RefSeq lists its product as uncharacterized. Gene Ontology annotation, cellular component: nucleus. NCBI's taxonomy places the organism in Eukaryota, Fungi, Ascomycota, Eurotiomycetes, Eurotiales, Aspergillaceae. The record is from RefSeq and is a predicted model, not a curated record. The transcript has 4 exons. The coding region runs from base 1 to 2610 and encodes 869 amino acids. Gene Ontology annotation, biological process: regulation of DNA-templated transcription. Gene Ontology annotation, molecular function: sequence-specific DNA binding; protein binding; zinc ion binding.
AUGACCAACAUGAACAGCUUCGAUUUGGAAUAUGACGAUGAACAGGGCUCAAACCCUCAAAACCCUCUAUAUACAAGCUUUCCCAGCCAGGGUAAUUAUGCCUUCAGUGCUAUGCUACCCCAGAAUGCGGAUCUGCCUCUGCAGAACUUCGCGCGAUCACAGCCUUCGGAUCUGGAAGAACCCAGGUCUAAUGUGAUGCCCACAUACGACGGGCUUUCCACCUCUGGUAUCUCAAUGCCGAUGAAUAUGAACGCCACAAAUGCCUAUACCUACAAUAUCCCCAACACCUACUCAGCCACCACCAUGGGAAUGCCUCCGCAGGUAGAUCAUUCACAGUUUCAAUCUACAUAUCCACUCUUCCCACCCUCCAUGAUGACACCCCAUUAUCCCCAGCUCGCUCCUCCAAUCUGCAAUGAAAUAUACGAUACAACCACCGACUCGACGGCCAAUUUCGAGAAUUCCGACUUUUCAGGUCGCACGAGCGACUGGUCACAUGCGCAGGCGCAGGUGCAGGUGCAGCGGGCUCAGCGACAACCUCUGGAGCGCCGUCUGCCUGCUGGCCAGCCGUACCGUGCAUCGCAACCGGUGGCUAUCCAGCCAAAGAAACCCGUCGCUACCAAAGAUUUCUCACCGGGAUUGGAAAAACCCGAGAUCGGCAAGACUGAACAUACCGGCAUCUAUUCGACAACUGGCUUUGACGUGCUGGGCGCGUUGGGUCGUGUGGCUAUGCGACCCAACCCUAAAAUUAACAUUGGCGCAGUCGAUCUCUCAUGUGCCUUUGUAAUGUGUGAUAUUUUGAUCGAGGAUCAUCCAAUCGUUUAUGUGUCGGAGGCCUUUGAACGAUUGACCGGCUAUACUAAAGAUGAAAUUGUUGGCCGGAAUUGUCGAUUCCUUCAAGCUCCCGACGGUAAAAUCCAGGCUGGCUCUAAGAGGACCUUUGUCGAUGGACAAACUGUCCAUCGGCUGCGAUCAACUAUCGAUGAUCGCAGUGAGAUCCAGGCUAGUAUAAUUAACUACCGCAAGGGUGGACAACCCUUCAUGAAUCUCAUCACGAUGAUUCCCAUCCAGUGGGACUCCGGUGUUUAUCGGUACUACGUCGGCUUCCAGGUCGAUCUGGUUGAAAAACCCGAGGCCGUGAGGGGAAGAAAUCCUGAUGGUAAUUACAGCAUUAACUAUCGGCGCGAUCAGCUGCCACAGUAUAUAGUCCCUCCACCAGAUAUCUACUCCUCACGACCAGACCUCGGAUUGCGAUAUGGCCAUGACGAAGUGACUACCAUUCUCAACGCCAUGAGUUCAGCCGGCAAUGAUGUCAACCGGCACUACCUGGAUCGUAUUCUGGUUGAGAAUACCGAUGAUGUGAUCCAUGUGCUAUCAUUCAACGGUGAAUUCUUGUAUCUCUCGCCUUCUUGCCACAAGGUUCUAGAGUACAAUCCGGUCGAGCUGAUCGGCAAGACCCUAUCCACCAUCUGUCAUCCCAGUGAUAUUGGCCCUGUAAUCCGUGACUUGCGGGCGAGCACGACAACCGCCCCAGUGAGUGUUGUGUAUCGUAUCCGGCAAAAGCACAGAGGAUAUAUGUGGUUUGAGAGUCACGGCGCAUGGCACAUCGACCCGAACCAAGGCCGGAGACAUCUGGUCAUGACUGGCCGCCCACGACCCGUCUACACCUUGGAUCAGAUUGCUCGUUUGGGCUCAUCCGCCGCGCUGGCUGAGAAUGACGUCUGGGCCAAGAUUUCUUUGUCUGGUGUCAUUCUAUUUGUUACGACCAAGGUGAAGCCGGUGCUCGGCUGCUCGCCUGACGAACUAAUUGGUAAAGGCCUACAAGAGAUCAUGAAGCCCGAGACUGGCGGCACCGCCACAAUCACACAAGCCCUGGAGGCAGCCUGUGGUGGACAAGGAGCAGGCAUGGCCACCGUUACAGGCAGCGGCAAAGAAACAGAUGAACCACCCUCAUUUAAACACCAAAUGCGGCAUAAGAAAGGCCAUGCCAUUUCAGGGCAUACUACAUUAUACACCGGCGACGCACGGGAGGGAAUCAAACCCACCUUCCUCGUCGCCCAGAUACGAUUUGUUCGAUCCUUCCCUCCAUCCGCCACCGCUGUCUCAGCCGCCGAAGACAGUAGUCUCGCUACCCUUACCGGCACUGCACGCAACGCGACGGUUACCAUCAAUGAUCCCGUUCCGCCCCAACAGUACGGUGCCCUGGGUCAACGCGUGCCCGAUAUAUCAAACCUCAUCGGCCUCAACGGUCUGCCCACCGGCAACCGCAGGGUUUCACCCUCUACCGAUCCGGCAACCUUCUUUACAGAGCUCAACCCCACCCGCGGAUCAAGCUGGCAGAUUGAGCUGCGUGAGCUGGAGAAACAGAACCGCACUCUGGCCGAUGAAUUGCAACGCCUGUUGGCUCGCCGCAGGAAGCGCAAGCGCAAGCAGAGUGCUAUGGCGGUCGAGAAAUUUUGUGCCAUGUGCAACACAAAGAACACCCCCGAGUGGCGACGUGGCCCGAGUGGAAACCGGGACCUUUGCAAUAGCUGUGGUCUGCGGUGGGCGAAGCAAAUCCGUGGCCAGGCGCAGGCGCAGGCCGCGGCUUCUCUGUCUAUUACAGUGGACUGA